This is a messenger RNA of Brachypodium distachyon (stiff brome), 1851 nucleotides long. Its product is annotated as calmodulin-binding protein 60 D. Lineage: Eukaryota; Viridiplantae; Streptophyta; Magnoliopsida; Poales; Poaceae. The record is from RefSeq and is a predicted model, not a curated record. Gene Ontology annotation, biological process: regulation of salicylic acid biosynthetic process. Gene Ontology annotation, molecular function: DNA-binding transcription factor activity; sequence-specific DNA binding; calmodulin binding. The transcript is spliced from 7 exons. Gene Ontology annotation, cellular component: nucleus. The coding region runs from base 517 to 1695 and encodes 392 amino acids.
AGAUGUCUGUGCGAAGGCCCCGGGGCGACGACGACGACGACGAGCUGCAGGGGAGCGGAGCCGACGAUCAGCAGCAGAGGCAUGGACCCAGGAGGAUCCGCCCGGCGCCACUGUCUUUUCGAUCGUUAGAGUCUCUUUACUAAAUCACUCGUCUUCUCUAAGAUUUUCCAGCUUUUUUUUCCUUUGAAAAUGAAGAUUUUCAGUUUAUGAUUAAUUGCAUGCUUUGAUUUCUAAUUCCUUCCUCCCUGGUACAGUGGAAAUUAUUCAAGUUUCUUGCUCCUAUUUCUUCGACCAGGUGCAUAGAUAUAUCGCCUCGUCCGAAGAGCUGCAACCGCGGAUACUAUUCAGCAAAUCGUCGUGAGUUUGGAACCGGUUAUCCGUAGGGUGGUACGUGAGGAAAUUCAAAAUAUCUUUGCUCAGCAUGCUCACAUACCAAUACCAUGCAGAUCUCUCCCUUUACACAUCCAAGAGGUGGAUGUCUCGCCUCCACUGAAGCUUUCCUUUACGAAGCGGCUCAUGCUACCAAUCUUCACCAACAACAAGCUUGUGGAUGCUACGAGCAACGCAAUUGAGAUCCGACUUGUGGAUACAAGAACCAACUGUCCCAUCACACAAACAAACACUCACCUAGGCUCUUCUUCAACAAAGCUACAAGUGUUUGUCCUAGAUGGUGAUUUCAGAUGCGAUGACGGCGUUGGGUGGACAGAUGAUCAGUUCAAUGCUGCAGUUGUAAAGGCUAGAGAGGGCAGGAGACCACUGCUUGUGGGUUGUACACUCAAUGUGCCAAUGGGCAAUCAUGGAGUAGCGGUGCUAGAUGAUGUGUCAUUCACCGACAAUUCAAGCUGGAUAAGGAGCAGGAAGUUCCGGAUCGGUGUGCGCGUCAUGGCAUCUACAUAUUAUGGUCCCCGGAUCCAGGAGGCGGUGAGCGAAAGCUUCACGGUGAAGGAUCAUCGAGGCGAAUUGUACAAGAAGCAUUACCCACCAAAUCUGACUGACAAUAUAUGGAGACUAAAGAACAUCGGAAAAGAUGGGCCAAUUGACAAGAGAUUGGAGUCCGAGGGGAUCAAGAACGUCCAGGACUUCUUGAAGCUUAACACCAUAGAACCCGAUAAGCUAAAAAGCCUUGUUGGAAUGUCAGAUCGGCAAUGGAGGACGACACUAAACCACGCCAAAACUUGCGAUACGAAAGGGAAAUGCUACGUUAUCAAAUCUCAAGGGUGUGAAGUUAUAUUCAACCCCAUAGGAGAGAUUCUAGCAGCUAGGAUUGGUGACCAGACAUGCUCUUUGCAACAGCUCCACCAGCAACAAAUGGUGCAAGUGAAGGAAUUGGCAGUCAAGGCAUACCAGCAGUGGGAUCAAUUGGAGGAAGUGGCACAUGAGGCGGCACUUGCUGCAUACGGUGGCUUGAUACCAUCAUUUCCCCAGGAAAAUCCCAGUUCUUCAUGCACACCAGCAAGCAAUGAAAGCAUGAUCAGUUCAGGGUCUCAGAAUGCAGAGUAUCUUGACAACAUGGGGUCUAGAACUGCUACAUCCAGUGCUCUAAUGGCAACUAAUAGCAGCAGCACCUUGGAUUCGGCCACAGCAACUGUUCCGGCUAGUUGUGAUGCUAUGUUCUGGAUCCCAAGCAUGGCUGCUGACGAUCACUUCAGCUGGAACAACUCUCCAAACCUUGGUUGUUGGGAUCAAGUGGACUAGUCUUCCUCUCUAUUUAAGUGGCUACUAUUUUUAUGCUUUGUAAUCCAGUGUGAUUCAAAUAUCCACUCUAUUUGAGUCCGUCUUGUGUAAGGAAAUGCAUUGAAGUAUAAGGUGUGUCUUUCGUGUUGCAACUUCCAAGUGGAGUUGAUUCCCCAA